AACAAACUUCAGAACCAGGAGAGACGCUCUGUCCAGGGUGCAAUCUCAGGCCGACCCGGGCAGUGAGGGCCUGUGGCCAAUAGGCCAGGGCAAAGGCUUGGCGAAGGGCGAGGCGGGGACCUGCCUGAGGAAGCCCUGAGCCCUCAGCGGGCUGCGUGCGACUCCCUGGCGAUGCCUCACAACUCCAUCAGAUCCGGCCACGGAGGGCUUAACCAGCUGGGAGGGGCUUUUGUGAAUGGCAGACCGCUGCCUGAAGUGGUGCGCCAACGCAUCGUGGACCUGGCCCACCAGGGUGUGAGGCCCUGUGACAUCUCCCGCCAACUCCGUGUCAGCCAUGGCUGUGUCAGCAAGAUCCUUGGCAGGUACUACGAGACUGGCAGCAUCCGUCCUGGAGUGAUAGGGGGCUCCAAGCCCAAGGUGGCCACCCCGAAGGUGGUGGAGAAGAUCGGCGACUACAAGCGACAGAACCCUACCAUGUUUGCUUGGGAGAUCCGAGACCGGCUCCUGGCUGAGGGUGUCUGUGAUGGUGACACCGUGCCCAGCGUCAGCUCCAUCAACAGAAUCAUCCGGACCAAAGUGCAGCAGCCAUUCAACCUCCCCAUGGACAGCUGCGUGGCCACCAAGUCCCUGAGCCCAGGACACACGCUGAUCCCCAGCUCAGCUGUAACGCCCCCAGAGUCACCCCAGUCGGAUUCUCUGGGCUCCACCUACUCCAUCAACGGGCUCCUGGGCAUUGCUCAGCCUGGCAACGACAGCAAGAGGAAAAUGGAUGACAGUGACCAGGACAGCUGCCGGCUAAGCAUUGACUCCCAGAGCAGCAGCAGCGGGCCCCGCAAGCACCUUCGGACGGACGCCUUCAGCCAGCACCCCCUUGAGCCGCUCGAGUGCCCAUUCGAGCGGCAGCACUACCCGGAGGCCUAUGCCUCCCCCAGUCACACCAAAGGCGAGCAGGGCCUCUACCCACUGCCCUUGCUCAACAGCGCCCUGGAUGACGGGAAGGCCACCCUGACCCCGUCCAACACACCCUUGGGACGCAACCACUCUACUCACCAGACCUACCCAGUGGUGGCAGAUCCUCAUUCACCCUUCGCCAUAAAGCAGGAAACCCCCGAGGUGUCCAGUUCUAGCUCCACCCCUUCCUCUUUAUCUAGCUCCGCCUUUUUGGAUCUGCAGCAAGUCGGCUCCGGGGUCCCAGCCGGUGCCUCGGUCCCGCCCUUCAAUGCCUUUCCCCAUGCUGCCUCCGUGUACGGGCAGUUCACGGGCCAGGCCCUUCUCUCAGGGCGAGAGAUGGUGGGGCCCACGCUGCCUGGAUACCCACCCCACAUCCCCACCAGUGGACAGGGCAGCUAUGCCUCUUCUGCCAUCGCAGGCAUGGUGGCAGGAAGUGAGUACUCUGGCAACACCUACGGCCACACCCCCUACUCCUCCUAUGGCGAGGCCUGGCGCUUCCCCAACUCCAGCUUGCUGAGUUCCCCAUAUUAUUACAGUUCCACAUCAAGGCCGAGCGCGCCACCCACCACCGCUACGGCCUUUGACCAUCUGUAGUUGCCAUGGGGACGGUGGGAGCCACCGAGCAACAGGAGGACACGGCCUGGGAUAGGCCCAGAGAGUCACACAAAGGAAUCUUUAUUUAUUACAUGAAAAAUAACCACAGGUCCAGCGGCUCACU
Condylura cristata (star-nosed mole) is the source of this 1669-nucleotide messenger RNA. It is a transcript of the gene PAX8, whose product is annotated as paired box 8. The record is from RefSeq and is a predicted model, not a curated record. NCBI's taxonomy places the organism in Eukaryota, Metazoa, Chordata, Mammalia, Eulipotyphla, Talpidae. The transcript has 12 exons. Gene Ontology annotation, molecular function: RNA polymerase II cis-regulatory region sequence-specific DNA binding; DNA-binding transcription factor activity, RNA polymerase II-specific. Gene Ontology annotation, biological process: anatomical structure development; regulation of transcription by RNA polymerase II. Bases 172 to 1545 code for a protein of 457 amino acids.